Molecule: messenger RNA, 2069 nt
Organism: Haliotis rubra (blacklip abalone)
Lineage: Eukaryota; Metazoa; Mollusca; Gastropoda; Lepetellida; Haliotidae
Product: ankyrin repeat domain-containing protein 50-like
Exons: 4
Coding region: 15-1163 (382 amino acids)
Molecular function (GO): protein binding
Source: RefSeq, a predicted model, not a curated record
GUGAACCCGGAGUUAUGGAGGAAAUUCUCCAUGAUUUUGCUCCAUUGCGUCAACAUGGGCAGGAAAGAGACGAGGAUAAACAGGAAAACGACCCCAAGGAAGCAAAUUUGGUGUUGAAAGAAUUACAAAAGAUGGAAGCAACACCGGCUGCCGCAAGUAGAGACACCGGGGCAGACGCCGACCUCCGUGCCGCCUGCAAGAAGGGGAGCCUGGCAGAGGUGAAGCGGAUCCUGGACACAUGUCGAGCUGACGUCAACUGUAGAGUCAGACACGGGAUGACACCGGUGAUGUGGGCAGCAGGGCGGGGACACAGAGAUGUGGUGGAGCUCCUUGUGAAUCAAGGUACUGAUGUGUCACUGGUGGACAAUGACGGGAACAACAUCCUUCACCACGCCUGUCGGGAAGGACACAGGGAGACAGUGGAGUUUGUCCUGUCUCUGGACGGUGUGGACAUCAACAGUAAAGAAUGGAGGAGCAGAACACCUGUGAUGGAGGCAGCAGAGCGGGGACACAGACAUGUGGUGGAGCUUCUUGUGAGUAAAGGAGCUGAUGUGUCACUGGUGGACAAUGACUGUAACAACAUCCUUCACCACGCCUGUCGGGAAGGAGACAGGAAGACAGUGGAUUUUCUCCUGUCACUGGACGGGGUGGACAUCAACAGUAGAGGAGGGAGCAGCAGGACACCGGUGAUGGAGGCAGCAGAGUGGGGACACAAUGAUGUGGUGGAACUCCUUGUGAGUAAAGGUGCCGAUGUAUCACUGGUGGACGAUGACGGUGACAACGUCCUUCACUGGGCCUGUGUGGGAGGAGGAAGGGAGACAGUGGAGUGUCUUCUGUGUCUGGGCUCUAUGGACAUCAACAGUAGAGGACGGUGUAGCCGGACACCGGUGAUGGAGGCGGCACGACGGGGACACAAUGAUGUGGUAGAGCUCUUUGUGAGUAAAGGUGCCGAUGUAUCACUGGUGGACGAUGACGGUGACAACGUCCUUCACUACGCCUGUAUGGGAGGAGACAGGAAGACAGUAGAGUUUGUCCUGUCCCUGGAAGAGAUGGACAUCAACGUCAGGAACAACAUCGGACAGACAGCGGCGGACGUGGCGAGACGUGAGGGACAUACGAACUUGAUGGAAGUGCUGGGGUCGCAACGCUGUCACGUAAUGUAAAUGGUCAGUCAGCAGAGUGUUGGUGUAGACAGUGACAGAGGACAUGUCGUUACUGAUGCAGACGUGGUGUGUGUCGUUCACGUCGUAGUGUUUACAGCAGUAUAUAGGUGAGAAUAUGCGUUGUGUUUCAGGAACAUUCUCUACUGUUGGUGUGGCGCCAAGUUACAGUGACGACACGCAGCUAGAUCUAAUCAAUAAUACACACAGCCGCUUCAUCCGAUACAAAAAGUGCAGCAAUGAUGGAGCAGUGUUGAGUAUUAUGAGUAUUAUGACUACUUAAAAAAAGUUACUUUUCCUUAGGGACCGUUCAUAAUUUAUGGCUGGGGGAGGAGGGGGUGAUGAUUUUUAUGGAGAAGCAUGUACAAUGUGAAUGACCUCUGUCCCCCACACCUAAGCUUUAUGUACAAAAGAAGUGACCCCCCUGCAUGUCAUGAUCCCCCUUCCCUUCCCAUGAUUUCUAAACAUAAACUAUUUUAAUGUACAAAUUUGCUGACCCUACCCCACCCCCGCCAUACAUUUGGAACGGUCCCUAACGUGCCGAUUGAAACAGCAAUUGUCAUGUACCAAAGUAAAUAACAUACCUAUUACGUUCUGAUAUGAAACAAACCCGUGUCCAAUACCAUCUACACAUGUAACAAAGUUACUUUAAAAAGUACACCAUUUAAGUUUACCUCAUUGCUUGGUGUAUGUAUUUGCAAUGUCGAAGAACGAGGACAUUUGUAUGUUCAUUAAUAUCCUUGAUUAAACCAAAUAUCUAGGCAACACAGUCGAAAUUUGCCACUCUUCCGACAGAACAUAAACUGGUUUUACCAUUUAAAUAAUGCCCUGAAUAGAUAAACAAUUAGAUAUAUACUUUUAUUAUCCUCCAUUGUGGAGAGCUCGUGCAAUGAGAAUUAUAAGAUUACA